This is a messenger RNA of Sorex araneus (European shrew), 1245 nucleotides long. It is a transcript of the gene SERPINA7, whose product is annotated as serpin family A member 7. Gene Ontology annotation, molecular function: serine-type endopeptidase inhibitor activity. Gene Ontology annotation, biological process: negative regulation of endopeptidase activity. Lineage: Eukaryota; Metazoa; Chordata; Mammalia; Eulipotyphla; Soricidae. The transcript has 4 exons. The record is from RefSeq and is a predicted model, not a curated record. Bases 1 to 1245 code for a protein of 414 amino acids.
AUGUCAAUGUUCUUCUAUCUGGUUCUCUUGGUGACUGGGCUACAUGGCACAUCACAUAAAAAUUCUGAAGGUAAAGCAACCACCUGCUUUUAUCCCCUGAAAAAUGGCACUCUGUAUAAGAUGUCAUCCAUCAAUGCUGACUUUGCAUUCAAUCUCUACCGAAGUUUCACUGUGGAGAAUCCACAGAGGAAUAUUUUCUUUUCCCCUGUGAGCAUUUCUGCAGCUUUGGCCAUGCUCUCCCUCGGGGCCUGCUCCAGCACUCAAACUCAAAUCUUGGAAAGCUUGGGUUUCAAUCUCACAGAUACCCCAACAUCAGAGAUACAGCAGGGCUUUCAGUACCUCAUAUGUUCACUGAAUUUUCCCAAAAAGGAAUUGGAACUACAGAUGGGAAAUUCCCUCUUCAUUGGAAAGCAACUGAAACCACUGGCAAAGUUCUUGGAUGAAGUCAAGAGGCUCUAUGAGACUGAAGUUUUUUCUACUGACUUCUCCAAUAUUUCUGCAGCCCAACAAGAGAUCAAUAGUCAUGUGGAGAAACAAACCAAAGGGAAAGUUGUGGAUCUUAUACAAGACCUCCAACCAAACACUGUCAUGAUUUUGGUUAACUAUAUUCACUUUAAAGCCCAGUGGGCAAAUCCUUUCGACCCAUCCAAGACAGAAGAGGAAUACAGCUUCUUAGUGGACAAAACCACCACAGUGCAAGUGCCCAUGAUGCACCUGAUGGAACAAUACUAUCACCUUGUGGAUACGGAGCUGAACUGCACUGUGUUGCAAAUGGACUAUAGCAAGAAUGCUCUGGCACUUUUUGUCCUUCCCAAGGAUGGUCAGAUGGAGUGGGUAGAAGGAGCCAUGUCAUCGAAAACACUGAAGAAGUGGAACCGUUUGCUACAGAAAGGGUGGAUUGAUUUGUUUGUCCCAAAAUUUUCCAUUUCUGCCACAUAUGACCUUAGAUCCACUCUUCUGAAAAUGGGUAUUCAAGAUGCCUUUGAUGAUAAUGCUGAUUUUCCUGAACUCACAGAAGACAGUGGUCUUAAACUUUCCAAUGCUGCCCACAAGGCUGUGCUGCACAUUGGUGAAAAGGGAACAGAAGCUGUAUCUGUCCCUGAAGUGAGAUUCCUGGAUCAUCCCGAGAUUACUCUCCUUCAUCCUAUCAUCCAAUUUGAUAGCUCCUUCCUCUUGUUGAUUUUGGAGAAAAGCACCAAGAGCAUUCUCUUUCUAGGAAAAGUUGUGAACCCAACGGAAGUGUAG